Messenger RNA from Funneliformis geosporum, 948 nucleotides. The record is from the annotation of a GenBank genome assembly. NCBI's taxonomy places the organism in Eukaryota, Fungi, Glomeromycota, Glomeromycetes, Glomerales, Glomeraceae.
AUGAAGAAAAAAAUUCAAGAAACACCCCUACAAGAACAAAAUUGUGUUCUAGUUGAUAACUUUGCCAUCUUUGUUCAACUCCUAUUAGGGGCAAUUGCAUUCUCAACCCUCAUUUAUAAAAGACACAGAGAGAGACCACAAAGACCAUUACGUAUAUGGUUUUACGAUGUGAGCAAGCAAUUACUAGGAGCUGCAAUAGUGCAUGGGUUAAACAUUAUCGUAUCAUAUUUAGCGGGCUCAAUUGAUGAAGGCGAUACAAAUCCUUGUGUAUGGUACUUCCUUAAUAUAUUUAUAGAUUGUACCUUGGGCGUAUUUAUAUUAUAUGUGCUUAUAAAGUCUUUAGAGUUCAUAGUGGUCAAUGUUGGCAUAGAAGGCAUGAAGAGUGGAGAUUAUGGACACCCACCAAAUGUGAAUUUGUGGAUGAGACAAACAAUAGCAUUUAUAUGUUGUUUGUUUAUCAUGAAAGUAAUCGUUUUAAUAAUUUUCCAAUUAUUCCCAGUAUUAUUUGAUAUAGGAGUAUGGUUACUUGGAUGGGCAUUAUUUGAUGCAAAAUUACAAGUUGUAUUCGUUAUGUUAAUAUUUCCAUUAAUUAUGAACAUUUUACAAUUUUGGCUUGUUGAUCAAGUUAUAAAGAAAAAAUUGGAACAUCUUAAAUUAGAAGAUGAUGAUUAUGGCAUUGAAGAUGUAUUCCUUUCGGGAGAACUUAGUGAUGAUGAUGAUGAAAGGGGAGAGAUCAAUUAUAAUGCAAGUUUGCCUUCUUAUAAAGAAGACGAUGGUAGUUGUGUAAGUAUUUCUUCUAAUACUGCUAUACUCGCAAGAGAAACAUUUUCAAACGAUAAAGAUAAAUUUAGUGGAGGAAAUGAUGGUAUACCUGAUAGUUUCAUUGAAUUACGAAAAACUCCAUCACCUAGCACGAUGAGAGAUGGUUACUUUAAUUAUAAGAAAUAA